UUGUGUAUUAGUAAUUACAAGCGCGUGUUCUGGACCACAAUGUAAAUCGGUGCAUCUUCAUUUAGAAUUGUGUCAACUUGCUCGCAAGUUAAACGCAAUGUUUGAAAUACAAAUGACUAUGGAAAUGGUAGCUUAUUUGGUAUAUCUGACAAGAUUAUUUCGUUAUACUUUUAUACAUAUAACAGCACAUGAUAAAUAUAUAUCAUCGCUAAUAGAUUGGAUUCACGUUUAUUUGUUGGUACUAUUUUUUGUGGCCAGGCUAUUCUCCUUAAAUUAUAUUUGCGAAAGUGUUAGCGCUAAGUCUAAUGAAAUGAAUAAAAUGAUUCAUCGAUUAACACAUUCUCUUCGAUAUGCUGACAUUCGUGACGAGAUCUUCCAGUUUACAUUGCAAAUAAUACAUCGACCAUUGAAAUUGUCUGCAUUAGGUCUCUUCAAUUUUGGCAAUGACUUCUUGCGAAAAUUUAUCAUCACAAUUGUGACGUUUGUGACUAUUGUAAUCCAAAUGCCGGGCGCAUCUAAAGCGUUCAUGGGUUUUUAA
Wasmannia auropunctata (little fire ant) is the source of this 538-nucleotide messenger RNA. RefSeq lists its product as uncharacterized. Gene Ontology annotation, biological process: sensory perception of taste. The record is from RefSeq and is a predicted model, not a curated record. Lineage: Eukaryota; Metazoa; Arthropoda; Insecta; Hymenoptera; Formicidae. The coding region runs from base 98 to 538 and encodes 146 amino acids. The transcript is spliced from 5 exons. Gene Ontology annotation, cellular component: membrane.